GGGAAAACAACGUCAAAAGGAUACUUACAUUUCUGUCGAAGAACUUCGAGACAUACCUAUUCCGAAUGAAUCGAGCUCUGUGGAAGCAAUUUAUGAAGAUUUGAUAAUGAAGUUGACGGAUAUUGUUACUCCUUUUUUCUUCCUGGCGUCUUUGCUUCAAAUGUCAGGAAGUAGCACAACACUACGAUGUGAAUCAUUGCUUCUUGGGCAAUACACAUGCCAAGAACCUGAGAUUGAUACAGAAACACAAAGUGCCAAGGGGUGCAGAGAAAACAGGACUGUACCGGUUCCAUGUAUGCCAGCUGAAGAAAUCAGCUGUGUUGGAUUAGAUGGAAAAGUAAUGACUUACAAUGGCACUGUAGUGGGAUUCUUGAAAGAAAAGCCUUGCAGAUGGACCAACGGAUACUCAUUUGAAACCUCCCUGCUCUUAUCUAUUUUUCUUGGGAUGUUUGGAAUUGACAGAUUCUAUCUAGGAUAUCCAGCUAUUGGUUUACUGAAAUUUUCUACUUUGGGAUUUUUCUUCCUAGGACAACUAGUAGAUAUUUUACUGAUUGCCACUCAGGUCGUAACUCCAUCAGAUGGAUCAGACUAUAUCAUUGACUACUACGGAGCAGGUUUGACGAAGAUAGUCAUGGACAAAUUCACAUUCGUUAAACCUCCAGACACUUAAUUCAUCCUUCAGUGAAACUAACAAUGUAAUUAUUUCAUUGAAAUCCAAUACAAUUUACUGGGUGGAACUUUAUUGAAGGUUUUUUUUGUUGUUAUAAAGUUGCUGACAUUUAUGUAUAAAACAUUAUUUAUAA
Ylistrum balloti is the source of this 803-nucleotide messenger RNA. RefSeq names its product TM2 domain-containing protein 1-like. The record is from RefSeq and is a predicted model, not a curated record. The transcript has a single exon. Lineage: Eukaryota; Metazoa; Mollusca; Bivalvia; Pectinida; Pectinidae. The coding region runs from base 107 to 670 and encodes 187 amino acids.